This is a messenger RNA of Trichechus manatus latirostris (Florida manatee), 828 nucleotides long. It is a transcript of the gene CCDC167, whose product is annotated as coiled-coil domain containing 167. The record is from RefSeq and is a predicted model, not a curated record. Bases 10 to 435 code for a protein of 141 amino acids. The transcript is spliced from 4 exons. NCBI's taxonomy places the organism in Eukaryota, Metazoa, Chordata, Mammalia, Sirenia, Trichechidae.
CUCAUAAACAUGGCCGCUCCCAGCUGGCCGCGCCCCUCAAUAUCCCCGGUGGCCAAUGAGGGGGAACCACGAGUAUUUGCACAUGCGUGGUGCGACGUAGUGGGCACGUCCAGUGAUGACAGGAGGUUUCCGGCAAGUAACAUGACUAAAAAGAAGCGGGAUAAUCUCGGCGUCGCUCUAGAGAUCGAUGGCCUGGAGAAGAAGCUUUCCCAGUGUCGGAGGGACCUGGAGGCCGUGGACGACAGGCUCCACCAGGCAGAGCUGAGCCCAGAGGCCAGGAGGUCUCUGGAGAAGGAGAAAAACAGCCUGAUGAGCAAAGCCUCCAACUAUGAGAGAGAGCUAAAGUUGCUUCGGCAAGAGAACCGGAAGAACAUGCUGCUCUCUGUGGCCAUCUUCAUCCUCCUGACCCUCGUCUACGUCUGCUGGACCAUGUGAGCCUGGGAUUCCCCACAGCCAGUGCAGGCAGCUCUCAGGUUCUUGUCAGGAACAAGCAGGCCCUUCAAGCCUCAAGAGGACCAAGGUGCUAGGAGCACUUCUCCCCGACCCAGACGCUCGAAUGCGGUUUUGCAUCUGCCCAGCCUUUGGGAACGAGGCCUGGCCCAGCCCCUCUUGCCUCCCUGGCCUGCUAUGGGGCCUGGGUCUCCAGAAAGACAUUGUGCUGGCUCCUCCCUGAGCCCAAGGGAGAGGCAAUAAAGAGCACCAGGCUGCUUCUGACAGCUAAGUAAAUGUCAUGGUCUGACUGUGGCUGGGGGCGGCCGGGGAAGCACGUGGGAAUCAAGGAAGAAGAGAUGUUCAAGGGAAAGCUAUUGGCUUAGAACUCAGAAGAAA